UAGCUGGGUCCAGCAGUGUCUUCCCCGUAGUUAAGACACUGUGUUGCUGGUAAGGUUUUGUUUCUGCUUUUUAUUGAGAUAGUUGGUCAGGCCAGGUGACACAGGAACCCAGGAGAGCUCAGGGAAGCAGGGCUGAUAUUCCCACAAGUGGCACUCAGAGGUCUGGUGGACCCUGUGGGGCCACAUGGAUGGCAUGAGGUUGUCAGGAGGCAGAGGUCGGGGGCUUUUGACAGUGGAGAGGAAGGAGGGUGAGCACCUGAGUGGUCUCUGAAGGGUGUGGCUGUCACCCAAGUGCCUCAGAAAGGGAAAGGGGAACCAGUCCCUGGCCCCUGCGGACAGUGAGGUGGCUCCAGGCUGCGAAGCUCCUGCUUCCUGGGCACUGGUCUCCACCAUGGAAAGGGCGCUGCCUCCCCACCCUGGAAGGCCUUCGGGAAGUCAGAUCGUCCUAACACAGACAGCACGGAACCCAGCCUCCCCGAGCUUCUCUAACCUCAUCUCUUUUCCCCCAGGCCUCUGCAGCGUGGCGUACUUCUUUGCCACAGGAGAGCUCCUCUGGGCGUGGCUGGCCCUCUCUGUCCUCCUGCCAGGCCUCCUGGUCCAGGGCCUGAGCUACCUGUGGUUCAGGGCUGAUGGGCAGCAGAGUGGGCACUGGCUGGUGCUGCCCCACCUCCUGCAGCUUGGCCUCUGGAAGCGGCACUGGGACACCUUGGCUGCCCUUCGGAGAGGACGGCAGGGCCCCCACCCAGUCCGCCUACAGCUGCAGGAGGCCGAGCUGGCAGCCCUACGGCUCCUGGAGGCCCUGCUGCAGAGCAGCCCCCACCUGCUGCUGCAGACCUACAUCUGGGUGGCCUCUGGCUUCACAGUGGCAGGGGUCAGUGCACUGCUGUCCUGGUCCUCGCUGUCCUGGGCCCUCGUUUCCUACACCUGUGUCUUAGAUGCCAUGAAGCCGGGCUGCCAGGCUGUGUCCUGGGCAGCCCUUUUCUGCCAGCAGCUGUGGCGGAUGGGCAUGUUGGGGACCCGAGUCCUGAGCCUGGUUCUGUUCUGCAGAGUUUACCAAGUUUGGGUUGCAGUGGUUGGAGGUAUGCACUGGCUGGCGAUGACCUUCUGGCUCGUAGCCCAGCAGAGUGACAUCGUUGAUAGCACCUGCCACUGGAGGCUCUUCAACCUGCUGGUGGGGGCUGUGUACAUCCUCUGCUACGUCAACUUCUGGGACAGCCCUUCCGGGAGCAGGAUGCUCAGCUUCUACUUGGUCAUGCUGCUGGAAAACAUCAUCCUUUUGCUGUUGGCCACAGACUCUGCCCAGUGGCUUUCGUGGAUCGGAAUGUGCACGAUAGUAGGGGUGCUGUCUGGAUUUCUGAUUGGCAGCAUCUCGAUGAUCAUUUAUUACAGCCUUCUACACCCAGAGUCCCCAGACAUCCGGCAGGGCUUCGUGGCAAAGUGCUGUGGCUCGGCAGACGGAAAGUCUCCAGCUGUGGAGAGGCCAGGGAGUACAGGCUCACACCUCGCCGAGAGCUACGAGCUGCCGAGUCCAGAGAAGCCCCCCAGCCCAGAGCCGGGGCCCCCGGGGCUAUGGUUUGGGGACCAGAGUCCAGGGGACAUCCCUUCCCUCAGCCCCCACCACUGGCUGCUGGUAAAACUCGCUCUAAAAACCGGAAGUGUGCCCAAGAUCCACGCCGCCUUCAGAGGAGACAGGCCUGCCUGCUCUACCGUGGCAUGGGGGUCAAACCAGCUCUGUGAACUACAGCAGACGCCCCUGUCCUCCCCACAAGAUGCUUCCACCCUGGAGGAGGGCCCCCAGUUGCAAGAUGCUCCCAAAGCAGAAGCAGACUCCCUGGAAACCUCAAGUUAUGUCUCUCUCACCAGCGGCCACCAGGAUAGUGCAGAUGCCCAGGGCCCAACAGCAUCACAGGGCAAGGGUGGCCCAGGAGAGGGGAUGGAGGUGGGUCUCAGCACUCAGUGCAGGGGUUCAGGUGGGCAGCUGGGAGGGCAGGAGGGGCAGCAGAGCAUGACACUGUACUUCAGUGCCACCACACAAGAAGCCACAUUCUCACCUCAGAUGGACAGCCCUCCAAGUCCCCAGGUGUCACACCCCGGGAGAGGGCAGCAGAUUGGUCCUGCCCAGCCGGCCUCACCUCAGCCAGAUGCCCAGCCCUUUGCCUGCACCAUGGUGGACAUCAGCCCCAUCCUUGGCAGGGGUCUGGACAGACACUUCCUUCCCAGUGCAGGCCCCCCAGAUGCAGCCCCAGGUGGCCAGGAUGGUGAGAACCUUAGCCGCCCUGUUCCUGAAGACACUCGGGCAUCCCUGCAGAGGUGCGGUCUGAGAGCUGUGGGGCAGCCCUGCCUGACCUCCACCCCGAAGUCGGAGCCGAGCCCUCAGGGCUGCAGCCACAAAGGCAGGCGGAAGCAGGAGGUCAGCCUCUUCAUCUGACUACACCCCGCCGGCCACAAUGUCCAGUCCAGCCUGCCACCUCUGCCUCUCGGCCCUCGACAGCACAUCCAAAGGCUGAGCAAGUAGGAACGGACGAGUCUUGAAUCCCCGCCAACAGUCACAUAGGCUUGCACAGGUGAGACAAGAGCACAAGGCCACGGUCCUGACAAGGGCUUCCCUGCCUGCCCUCAGGGGCCGGACGAAGUACCUUCGCUGCAGUGAAUUUUGAAAGCUCACAGUUCAGUCAGGCAAACCCUUCUGGGAGUGGAUGACACCCACACAGUCAGGGACCUGGCCUCCCCUCCUCUCGCUGCUGGCCUCUGGUUGUCCCCAGCCCCUCCCAGUCUCUCCUCCCUGAAGGGUACCUUGUCCCCAAGAGCAGAAAGCUGGACUACACGUGUUCCCACCACUGCUGUUUCCACCACAGGCAGGAAAACCCGCCACCAUGGGAACUGUGGGACAGGAGGGUGGACUCCCAUGGAUACCAGCUGGUGAGCAGCGCGGGCCAGCACCUGCAAGCACUGCAGAAGGAAUUCACUUCUGAGGCUUCCAGGAUGACCACAGGACAAAGCCUCAGAGGGUCUUUUGGGCCGAGGUCCUGGAAGAAGCAUCCCCUACACUGUCCUCCAAGUGCCUCACUGGCCACAGGUGUGCACAUACAUGCACACACACACUCACACUUACCUGAAGCUGGAGAGCCAGAAGCUGUCACCCUGGCUGUGAGGGCAGCGCCCACUUCCAGGCAUAGGGUGAGGCAGGGUCCUGGGCAGACCAUCCACAGCCAGGACACUCAGGGCCUUGGCCUCAGCCCCAUGUGGUCCAGCAUGCAUCCACUCCACGCACUCACCGUUCACACAGGUGGCUAAGCUAUGUGAUACACCCCCAGGUCCUGCUGCCUGCUGGGCAGUCUCCACAGUGGGCGCUUCUGUAGGAAGCAGGGAACCAGGUGGAGAGUCGCUCCCUCCCCACCUAUGCCAGCAAAAGGAAGAGUCACAGGGCAUCCCUAGGUACCGGGUCACUCCUGCUGUCUUUACAGGUGGCCACAUGGCCUCAGGUGCACAGAGGGCUUUCAUGGUGGGAAAGAACCCACAGGACUCUGGGCUCCAGCCAUCAUCUAUGGGGUGGGGCCUUCGGGGAGCAGCUCAAAGUAACAUCUACUCACCCCAAGAUCCACGCCAGGCUGGGUCAGGAGUGUCCUCCUCCAGGCAGGCAGGGAAUUCCACAUGGUGCCACCCUGCCCAGGUCCUAGCACCUGCCUGGGCAGGGACCACACUCCUCCCAGGGAAGCGGGGCUGGAGCAAGGAACCCAGGCCAGAGCUUCACUGCACUGGGCUUCAGGUCCUAGGAUUCCUCACAGCAAGAGGAGCUAAGUCAGUUCUCAGGGCUCCAAGAUGAUAAAUCAAGAAAUGGAGAUGGGACCAAAAACUGCAGAGUACCUCCGUGUUUUUAGAUGUAUUACAGUAAGAGACACACACGCUGUCACCCCCAGUGUGCCCCUCAGGAGACACCGCGGUCCCAUCUGUCCUUCAUGCUCAAGCUGGUCAAGGCUGCUUUCCUGAGUCUGCUGUUGGCAUAGGGCUGGCGGCCUCCACGUUAUUCUGACUUGGGGAAAAGCCAGACCCAGAUCUAGUGACCAGGACCUGCCCGCCUUCCAGUGGGCAGCACUGGGCAGCCGCGUUCGUCGUAUGUGGCUCAAAACUCGCAGAAAUGCUGCGGAAAGAGGACGCCGAACCGCGUCAGAAAGUGGCCAGAACGGUGGGGUGAGUGUCUUCUGAAAGGCUCUUGCCCUAGUAUAAAUCACUGACCAGCUCUGGUGAUGGUCUAACAUGGAAGGCCAAGGCAGAACGCUUGCCCUGACAGCCACUCCUUCCUCCCCUUCAGUCCAAAUUGUUACUUUCCCGUUUGCCCGCGAAGACAACGCCAAUCAGGCCCUUACACGUCAUCAACGCUCACCCCACGUACCACUUCCGGUCACACAACCUUCUGCCUGGCUGCAUCCCUCCAGAGGGCGAAAGCCAAACCCUUCGGGCUGUGAGCUCUUCUCCAUGUCCCCAAAUAAAUGGCCAUUUUCACUC
Messenger RNA from Cavia porcellus (domestic guinea pig), 4503 nucleotides. It is a transcript of the gene Xkr5, whose product is annotated as XK related 5. The record is from RefSeq and is a predicted model, not a curated record. Gene Ontology annotation, cellular component: plasma membrane. The coding region runs from base 392 to 2428 and encodes 678 amino acids. NCBI's taxonomy places the organism in Eukaryota, Metazoa, Chordata, Mammalia, Rodentia, Caviidae. The transcript is spliced from 6 exons. Gene Ontology annotation, biological process: apoptotic process involved in development; phosphatidylserine exposure on apoptotic cell surface; engulfment of apoptotic cell.